Messenger RNA from Musca domestica (house fly), 1618 nucleotides. It is a transcript of the gene Orc5, whose product is annotated as origin recognition complex subunit 5-like. Gene Ontology annotation, biological process: DNA replication; DNA replication initiation. Bases 194 to 1585 code for a protein of 463 amino acids. Gene Ontology annotation, molecular function: DNA replication origin binding. The record is from RefSeq and is a predicted model, not a curated record. The transcript has 4 exons. Lineage: Eukaryota; Metazoa; Arthropoda; Insecta; Diptera; Muscidae. Gene Ontology annotation, cellular component: nuclear origin of replication recognition complex; nucleus.
CUGACCACUUUGUGGUGUAGGGUAUAAAAAUUGAAGAUCUAUGCAUGUAAAGAUCAGAGCUUGUGUUAAAGGAAAACCAUAUGUCGCCGUCUGUUUGGAUUACCUGCGUAAAAUAUAUACCACCACGACUAUGUAAUUUAUUAAACUCCCCGCUUCAAUGUAGAAAAAUAGCACAAAUUCUAUUAAUUUCAAAAUGUACACUACGGAGCUCCUGGAGAAUAGAUAUCCUUGUCGUACCGACUUUAUUAGAAUUUUGUAUUGUAUGGUAUCGAAAUCUGAAGAAAAUUUUCCUUCGGCGAUCUACAUCAGUGGGCAUACGGGAACUGGGAAAACAGCGAUAGUGAAAGAUUUUCUUAAUAUACAUGCAGAAUGUGAAAACAACAGGACAGUACUUGUUAACUGCGUAGAAUGCUACACAACGAAGAUUUUAUAUGAGCAUAUAUUAGAAGAACUAGUUUUAGGCGGAACGCGUUGUGACAACUUUAAAGAAUUUGUCGAAAUAUUAAGACAAGCGAAAAACGUAGAACAAAGUGGUUUCGUUGUCGCUUUAGACAAUGCCGACCGCUUGAGAGACAUGGACAACAAUAUUCUGCCAUCGCUAUUAAGACUGCAGGAAUUUACAGGCCUUAAUAUUUGUGUGUUAUUAAUAUCACAAAUUCCAUUGGAAAAAUAUUAUUGCAAGACCGGCGUUUCCGAAGUCAUAUCUUUGUACACACCGCAGUACACGAAAGUGGAAACCUUAAAAAUUCUGAGCGGUAGUUUUGAGAAUACUGUCCAUAUGCUAAAAUGUCGAAUAAAUGAUAACUGCGAUGCAAAAGUCCAACGAAAUCAAUUGGUUAUAGUUGAACAAAUUACACAGGAGUUUUACAAUAACUACCUCAAUAUCUUUCUAAGUGUUUUCUACAAAGCUUGCCGUGAUGUACCGGAAUUAAAAAUUACAGCUAGCAAGUGUUUUUUCACUUACAUGGAACCCGUUCUCAACGGUAAUGUAGAAUUAAGCGACGUAGCAAGGUUAUGGCGAAAUAUUGCAGUUCCUUUGCGAUCAUCCUUAUCUCAAGUUUAUAUGCGAUUUGAUAAAGUGGAAAGUGAGAUGCUUUCAAACCAUAACCUGGAGGGAAAUCUUGCGGAUAAUAGUCUUCGUAAAUUAGCACGAGCUUUUGAACUCCCUUUUUACGGCAAAUAUUUACUCAUAGCUGCCUUUUUAGCCAGUCAUAAUUCUGCCAAUCAGGACAAAAGGCUUUUUGUAAAACACCAUGGAAAGCAACGCAAACGAUUACAAAGCGUCAAUGCCAAAGCAAAGGUGGCGGAGAAAAUGUCUUCAUCGUUGGGACCUAAAUCAUUUAGCCUUGAUCGUCUAUUAGCUAUUUUUUAUGCAAUUCUGGAUGAGAAAGUUGGCCUCACAUGUAAUCUUCUUUCCCAGAUAUCAACGUUAGUACAUUUAAAGCUUUUGGGCUUUGUAAGCGGUGAGAAUAAUGUAAUGGAUGGAUCUGCGCGUCUCCAAUGCACAGUAGGUCUAGAAUUUAUUUUAUAUAUAGGAAAAGUUGUGGGUUUUAAUGUAUAUCAAUAUUUGUGUGAUUUCGCAUGAUAUUUUUUAUAAUAAAUAUAAUUCAGACAAUUA